Messenger RNA from Nerophis lumbriciformis (worm pipefish), 1509 nucleotides. NCBI's taxonomy places the organism in Eukaryota, Metazoa, Chordata, Actinopteri, Syngnathiformes, Syngnathidae. The record is from RefSeq and is a predicted model, not a curated record.
AUGGACUUUGUCCGCUGUUGUUUUGUAUUGUUAUUGUUGUUUUUUGUUUGCGUAAACGCUGUUUCGCCGCCCAAUUUCGUGCUCAUUUUCGCUGAUGAUUUGGGUUUUGGAGACUUGGGGUGUUACGGGCACCCCAGCUCGCUUACGCCGAAUUUGGACCGACUUGCAGCGGGGGGACUUCGCUUUACGGACUUCUACAGCACUAGCCCCGUCUGCAGCCCGUCCAGGGCUUCGUUGCUGACGGGGCGCUACCAGACCCGUUCGGGCAUCUUCCCCGGAGUUCUGUACCCCGGUUCCGUGGGCGGCCUCCCGCUGAACGAGACCACCAUCGCCGAGGUGCUGAAGCCGCUAGGCUACGCCACGGCCGCCGUGGGCAAGUGGCACCUGGGUCUCGGGCCCAAUGGAACGUUCCUUCCCACCAAGCAGGGCUUCGACGAGUUUCUGGGCAUACCGUACUCGCAUGACAUGGGUCCUUGUCACAACCUGACGUGCUUCCCCCCGGACGUCAAGUGCUUCGGUUCUUGCGACUUGGGUACCGUGCUGGUCCCGCUUUUGCACAACCAUGUCAUCAAAGAACAACCCGUCAACUUCCUGGAAUUGGAGCAAACAUAUAGCGACUUUUCCACUAGCUUUAUUGCCGCCUCGGCUAAAAAGAAGCAACCUUUCUUCCUCUACUAUCCUUCCCACCACACCCAUUACCCCCAAUACGCUGGUCCGGGAACAGCGGGAAAGACGUCGAGAGGCCCAUUCGGAGACUCUCUGCUAGAGUUUGACCACACUGUCGGGAAGCUGCUCGCUAGCUUGGAAGCUAGCGGCGUCAUCAACAACACGCUAGUUUUUUUCACGUCGGAUAACGGGCCUUCACUUAUACGCAUGUCCCGUGGCGGCAACGCGGGUGCCUUGAGAUGCGGGAAAGGUACAACGUACGAAGGCGGGAUGAGGGAACCUGCCAUCGCUUUCUGGCCGGGCACCAUCAAACCAGGUGUGACUCGUGAGCUCGCUAGCACUUUGGAUAUCCUGCCCACCAUCGCUCGGCUCGCGGGCGCCAGAGUGCCCCCAGUGGCGAUUGACGGUGUUGACAUGAUUGAAAUUCUUCAGAACCACGGAAAGAGUAAAAGGGAAGCCAUGAUGUUCUAUCCUUACGAUCCCAGUGAAAAAUUGGGCCUAUUUGCUCUCCGACUUGGCAAGUACAAGGCUCACUUUUACACGCGAGGUUCAACCCUCAGCAGCAGCACCCCCGACUUUGAGUGUUCCGCCUUGUCCGUCCUGAAAGUUCACGACCCGCCGCUUCUCUACGACUUGGAGGCCGACCCGUCGGAGCACUACCCUCUGGCGACGGGCGGCGAGACAGACAUCCCGGCGCUGCUGGAGAGGAUCAAAAAAGUCAAGGAACAAUUCGAGGCAUCCAUGGUGUUCGGGGAGAGUCAGAUCGGGAAAGGGAGCGACCCGCGGCUGGAGCCUUGCUGCAGUCCGCAAUGCACGCCCAAACCUAGCUGCUGUCGCUGUUGA